ACAGCCCAGCAUUGCACUCAAGACGUUACUGCACAGAGUCCAAUAGAGGAGACGCACAGAUAUGGCGGGGUUUCGCUGAGAAAGAAAAAAUAUCUAAGCAUUAUUGUUCCUCGACGGUUUGCUCGGACGACCACCUCCUCUGCCCUUAUGUUCUUCUGUGGUGGGGAGAAAGGGCAGCGUUGAAAGACUUGGUUGAGAGCGAGAGAAAGAAGAAAGGACGAGAGUGAUUUUAAAACGGACAAUGGCGGACCGCGAUGCGCUGCCCCUUCCUUUGGAGGUGCGAGCCAGAUUAGCUGAGUUGGAGCUGGAGUUAUCGGAGGGUGAUAUCACUCAGAAAGGCUAUGAAAAGAAGAGGGCAAAACUACUCGGGGCCUACCUGCCACAGCCUCCAGGACUGGAGUCGUCGGUGGCGCACGAGCGCAGGCCUCCCAUGGGCCCCUCCUCCGCCUCCCGCUACCACCGCCGGCGCUCCUCAGGCACCCGAGACGAGCGCUACAGAUCAGACGUGCACACAGAGGCCGUGCAGGCCGCCCUGGCCAAACACAAGGAGCGCAAGAUGGCCGUGCCCAUGCCGUCCAAGCGCCGCUCGCUGGUCGUCCAGACCUCCAUGGAUGCCUACACCCCCCCAGACACGUCCUCGGGCUCGGAGGAGGAGGGCGGCCAGGGCGAGGGCACCCCCACCUCCAGCCAGGGCAGCGUGAGCAUGGAGCACUGGAUCAGCCGCGCCAUCCACCAGGGCUCCACCACCUCCUCCUCCUCCUCGUCCACCCAGAGCGGGGGCAGCGGGGCGGCCAGCCGGCUCGCCGACGUCCUGGCCCAGACGCACGUCGGCAAGUCAGAGAACCACUCGGCCCCUCCGGACGUCACCACCUACACCUCUGAGCUGCCGCCUCAGGUGGAGAGGCCACAGGUGUCCACCGUCCCCAGAACCACACCCAAAUACGGCAACGCCGAACUCAUGGAGACUGGAGAUGGAGUCCCAGUGAGCAGUCGAGUGUCCGCUAAGAUCCAGCAGCUAGUGAACACCCUCAAGCAGCCCAGACGACCCCCCCUCAGAGAGUUCUUUGUGGACGACUUUGAGGAACUCCUCGAAGUCCAGCAGCCUGACCCCAACCAGCCGCGGCCAGAAGGGGCCCAGAUGUUGACCAUGCGCGGCGAGCAGUUGGGGGUGGUGACCAACUGGCCCCCAUCCCUGGAGGCUGCCCUGCAGCGCUGGGGCACCAUCUCGCCCAAAGCCCCUUGCCUCACCACAAUGGACACCAACGGCAAGCCUCUCUACGUCCUCACCUACGGUAAGCUUUGGACCCGGAGCAUCAAGGUGGCCUACAACAUUCUCCACAAGCUUGGCACCAAGCAAGAGCCCAUGGUCCGGCCUGGUGAUCGGGUGGCCCUCGUGUUCCCCAACAACGACCCGGCCGCCUUCAUGGUGGCCUUCUACGGCUGCCUGCUGGCCGAGGUGGUGCCCGUGCCAAUCGAAGUGCCGCUCACGAGGAAGGAUGCGGGGAGUCAGCAGAUCGGCUUCCUGUUGGGGAGCUGUGGGGUCACGGUGGCACUGACCAGCGAUGCCUGUCAUAAAGGCCUCCCCAAGGGCCCCACCGGGGAAAUCCCGCAGUUCAAAGGAUGGCCGAAGCUGCUGUGGUUCGUCACCGAGUCCAAACACCUGUCCAAGCCCCCGCGAGACUGGUUCCCCCACAUCAAGGACGCCAACAACGACACGGCCUACAUCGAGUAUAAGACCUGCAAGGACGGGAGUGUUCUGGGUGUGACGGUGAUGAGGAUCGCCAUGCUCACACACUGCCAAGCCCUCACACAGUCCUGUGGAUACACGGAAGCGGAGACCAUAGUGAAUGUAUUAGACUUCAAGAAGGACGUGGGACUAUGGCACGGCAUUCUCACAAGUGUCAUGAAUAUGAUGCAUGUGAUCAGCAUCCCCUACUCCCUGAUGAAGGUCAACCCUCUCUCCUGGAUCCAGAAAGUGUGCCAAUACAAAGCUAAAGUGGCAUGUGUGAAGUCCAGGGAUAUGCACUGGGCCCUGGUGGCCCAUCGGGACCAGAGGGACAUCAACCUGACCUCUCUACGGAUGCUGGUGGUAGCUGACGGUUCCAACCCAUGGUCCAUCUCGUCCUGCGAUGCAUUCCUCAACGUCUUCCAGAGCAAAGGCCUGCGGCCGGAGGUCAUCUGCCCCUGCGCCAGUUCUCCAGAGGCCCUGACCGUAGCCAUCCGGAGGCCCACGGAUGACAGCAGCCAGCCCCCGGGCCGAGGGGUCCUGUCCAUGAACGGGCUGAGCCACGGCGUGAUCCGCGUGGACUCGGAGGAGCGCCUGUCCGUCCUCACCGUCCAGGACGUGGGCACCGUGAUGCCAGGAGCUAUGAUGUGUGUGGUGAAGCCCGAGGGAGUUCCUCAGCUGUGUCGAACGGACGAGAUCGGGGAGAUUUGCGUGUGCUCCAUCGCCACGGGAACCUCCUACUACGGCCUCUCUGGCAUGACGAAGAACACGUUUGAGGUGUUCCCCAUGAGUGGCACGGGCGCCCCCGUCAGCGAGUACCCGUUCACCCGCACCGGCCUGCUGGGCUUCGUGGGGCCCGGCGGCCUGGUCUUCAUCGCCGGCAAGAUGGACGGCCUGAUGGUGGUGAGCACGCGCCGCCACAACGCCGACGACAUCGUCGCCACGGCGCUGGCGGUGGAGCCCAUGAAGUUCGUCUACAGGGGCAGGAUAGCGGUGUUCUCGGUGACCGUGCUGCACGAUGAGAGGAUUGUAGUGGUGGCUGAGCAGAGGCCAGAUUCCACAGAGGAGGACAGCUUCCAGUGGAUGAGCCGUGUGCUGCAGGCCAUCGACAGCAUCCACGGCGUGGGGGUGUUCUGCCUGGCCCUGGUGCCGGCCAACACGCUGCCCAAGACGCCGCUGGGGGGCAUCCACCUGUCGGAGACCAAGCAGCUCUUCCUGGAGGGCUCGCUGCACCCCUGCAACGUGCUCAUGUGCCCCCACACCUGCGUCACCAACCUCCCCAAGCCCCGGCAAAAACAGCCAGAGAUCGGACCUGCCUCUGUGAUGGUGGGGAACCUGGUGUCGGGGAAGCGCAUCGCUCAGGCCAGCGGCAGAGACCUUGGUCAAAUCGAAGACAAUGAUCAGGCAAGGAAGUUCCUCUUCCUGUCGGAGGUGUUGCAGUGGAGAGCGCAGACCACUCCUGACCAUGUCCUCUUCACUCUGCUCAGCUCCAGGGGGGCUAUCUUGAGCUCGCUGACCUGUGUGCAGCUGCACAAGCGGGCGGAGAAGAUCGCGGCCAUGCUCAUGGAGCGAGGACACCUGCAGGACGGAGAUCACGUGGCGCUGGUCUACCCACCUGGCAUCGACCUGAUUGCGGCCUUCUACGGAUGCCUGUAUGCCGGCUGCGUGCCCAUCACGGUCAGGCCACCACACCCCCAGAACAUCGCCACCACCCUGCCCACUGUGAAGAUGAUUGUGGAGGUGAGCCGAUCGUCCUGCGUGAUGACCUCAGUCGUGAUUUCCAAGUUGCUGAAGUCUAAAGAGGCGUCCGCUGCGGUGGACGUCAGGACGUGGCCUCCCGUCCUCGAAACAGAUGAUCUGCCAAAGAAGAAGCCCCCUCAGCUGUACAAGCCCUCCAAUCCCGACACGCUGGCCUACCUGGACUUCAGUGUGUCCACCACAGGGAUGCUAGCAGGAGUAAAGAUGUCUCACAGUGCCACCAGUGCCUUCUGCCGCUCAAUCAAGCUCCAGUGUGAGCUCUACCCCUCGCGAGAAGUGGCCAUCUGCCUGGACCCUUACUGCGGCCUGGGCUUCGUCCUCUGGUGCCUCUGCAGUGUGUACUCAGGGCACCAGUCCAUCCUGAUCCCCCCCUCGGAGCUGGAGGUGAACCCCGCCCUGUGGCUGCUGGCCGUCAGUCAGUUCCGCGUCAGGGACACCUUCUGCUCCUACUCUGUCAUGGAGCUCUGCACCAAGGGCCUGGGCCUGCAGACCGAGUCCCUUAAGGCGCGUGGCCUGGACCUGUCUCGAGUGCGCACGUGUGUGGUGGUGGCGGAGGAGCGGCCCAGGAUAGCGCUCACCCAGUCCUUCUCCAAGCUCUUCAAAGACCUGGGCCUCCACCCACGCGCCGUCAGCACCUCCUUUGGCUGCAGGGUCAACCUGGCCAUCUGUCUGCAGCCUCACAGGCUGGGGAAGCUUGCUGAUCAGGGCACCUCAGGACCGGACCCGACUACUGUGUUUGUGGACAUGCGAGCCCUGCGACACGACAGAGUUCGACUUGUUGAGAGGGGAUCACCUCACAGCUUACCGCUCAUGGAAUCCGGAAAGAUUCUGCCUGGCGUUCGGAUCAUCAUUGCCAAUCCUGAGACGAAGGGGCCUUUGGGUGACUCACACCUGGGGGAGAUCUGGGUGCACAGCGCCCACAACGGCAGCGGCUACUUCACCGUGUACGGCGACGAGGCGCUCCAGUCGGACCACUUCACCUCGCGACUCAGCUUCGGGGACACUGCGACGGUGUGGGCGCGCACCGGCUACCUGGGCUUUCUGCGGCGGACCGAACUGACCGACGCCAGUGGAGAGAGGCACGAUGCCCUGUAUGUGGUCGGGGCCCUGGAUGAGGCCAUGGAGCUGCGGGGUAUGAGGUACCACCCCAUCGACAUCGAGACGUCCGUCAUACGCACUCACAAGAGCAUCACAGAAUGCGCGGUGUUUCCCUGGACCAACCUGCUGGUGGUGGUGGUGGAGCUGGAGGGCUCGGAGCAGGAGGCCCUGGACCUGGUGCCGCUGGUGACCAACGCCGUCCUAGAGGAGCACUAUCUGAUCGUGGGCGUGGUGGUGGUGGUGGACAUUGGCGUCAUCCCCAUCAACUCGCGCGGCGAAAAGCAGCGCAUGCACCUACGGGAUGGUUUCCUGGCCGACCAACUGGACCCCAUCUAUGUGGCCUAUAACAUGUAGCUUGUGUAUGGAUGUGUGUGCGUGUGUGUGUGUGUGUGUGUGUGUGUGUGUGUGGUGAAUGAGUAUAGGUGUGUGUAUGUUUAUUUUUUAUUUACGCAAGACUGCAAAUGACCUCUUGGGUCUUCUUCAGGGGAGAGACAGAGCAAAAGGAAGAGAGAACCCCUAUCAAAGAGAAACCAAUGGGAACAGAGGAUCAUUGGCAAUGUUGAAUAUUCAAAGGAGACAGAGCACAGGUCUUGGAUGGGAACUGCAUGGCUUUGAGAAAAAAAAAGAAAGAAAAGGCUGCUCCUGUUUUCCUCUCUAUGGUGGAAGAAGAACUCGCUCCCCAACCCCCCCGUUGUAAAACUUGCUUUUUUUUGCUUGUUUUGAAUAUUGCAUUUUAUUUUUUUGAGAGAAAAAAAACAAACAAACUGUGUGUGGCUGUUUUCAUGUAAUGUAACUGCUGGCGUUCGCUCAUUUUUAGUCAAUGGCGAAGGGUAUUUUUUGAAAAGAAAAAAAGAUAUAUAUAUAUAUAUCGACAUACCGUGGCAAACUGUGUAACUUUAUGUUUGGUAGUUUUAUUUGGAGUAGCGUGUUGGAAGUAUACACGUAACAAAGCAAAACUUACCCAUUCGGUUCUUUCAUGGAAGAGGAGGUACGGAAAAAAAGGAUCUGUAUGUAUGUUGAAACCGUUCAUCUGCAAAAUUUGACAUUCUGAUUUUUGCUCUCUUUAAAUGUACUUGUCCCUAACCCCAACUGGCUGGGGUGCAAAAGAUCCCUGCAUUUUCGAUUCCUCCAUGUUUAAUAUCAUUGUACAAAGCUUAGGGUAAACACAAAGUCCAGUUGAUAUUGUGUAAUUAUGUACAGAAAAUAGUUCUUAUUUAUUUUGUUCUUUUUAGAAGUGUGUGAGAGAAGACAUUUGAAAAUGUUUUCCUCAUUAAAUAUUGCUAAUAUAAAAAAAAAACAAAGCAUUGUAUCAUCUUGAGUGAGUAGUAUCACAUCAAGUAUAUGUAAAAAUAUAAAUAUAUAUACAAAUCUAUAUAAAUAUAUAUACAAAAUAAGACCUAGGAAUCACCAAUGAAAAGUUUCAAAUGCAGUACUUCCCACUUGCAUGGUGUGUGUCAUAGGCAAAAGUGAGUUUUGAGAGUUACACACAGACAUGAAUAUCAAUCUGAUUCCAAUUACAAUGAAUAUGGAGAAAUAUGAGAAACCAGAUGUUUUAAAAAGGUGAAAAGUAUGAUGAAUGCUGACAGAAAAUGUGUGUUGCUGGGGUCAAAAUAUCUAUGUGUGUGUGUGUGUUUCUUUUAGAUGGAAAAAGUCUAUCAUUAUGCCCUUAUCGAGUGAUAAAGAAUCUUUAAAAAUGUGCCUGGAAUUCUGUUUACACUCUGCUUUACAUAAUUCAGAUUCGCAUCACAACCUCAUAUGCUGUGAGUUGCUGAUUGUAUUUUUUUUUCUGUUUUAACCGUCAUUGAUUUCACUUUGCCGUCCAUCUCAUUUCAUGUAUAUUCCUUUUCCAAGAUUUUUUUUUCUUAUUUAUUUUUUACAUUUUUGUUUAAUGUUUCAUUAGCUUCUGUCAAGAGAUGAUCAUUUGGGAAAGGAACUGAUGAACAGCGUCUUUUAAAGAUGUCAGAAUUAUGCGGUGCUGUAAUUCUAACCAGAUCCAAGAUACAGCAGCUCAAAGAUAUUUAUGACACAGGUCUGUCUCCAAAAUCACUGUGCUAGUAGUCAAGGUGACAUGUGGCAUGUGAACGUCUUGUCUAAUGUCGCUGUAGCUACAUGGUCCAUAUUCACCAAUGAUUAUGUGGAAGUGUCUUACUUGUCUAAAGCUCUCCAGAUCUCUUACUGAUAGGGGUUUUUGACAGUAGGCUUUUAAAGAAAGAGGAGCCAGUCAUGUCUGAAUUAACCACUUUACAGAGGGCAGUUCUCCCAAAGAUGAAUAAUAGGCUAAGGCUACUAUGAGACUAAAAUAAAUAACAAUGGCAAAACUAGUGUUUAUGUAUGUGUAGCUACAUCAGUUUCAUUUUGUUUGUGUUUUUUUUUUAUAGCAAACAUCAGUCAUGGGAACAACAAUUAAUUGCAGACACCUGGUGGUCAUUUCUUCUGGUCACUCCCGUGAACCAGAUUCUGUUUUUCUGUGAUAUGUAGAUGACUAACAUGGUGGCAUUGUUGAUUGGGAUCUGCUGCAGUCAGUGACUUUUGACAUUGGGAUGAGCUAAAUUAUAAAAAGAAAAAAUGUCAAAAUCAUGUUUCCUAUUUUCCCCCUUUUUCUAGUGUGAUGGAAGUUUUUAAGUAUGGGAACUGGAUUGGCACCUAACUAUUAAGGUGAAAAUGCAAAUGUUUUGUUUCAUUCUGUUGAGAAAGACAACAAACAAAAGUCUUAACAUAUGUGUUUGAUAGCAUUAGUGUUGUCAUUCCCAUACAAAAAAAAAAAUAGAAAUGUUUUCCCAUUUUUGAAAAGAGAAAAAAAAGGUGCACAUCAUUUCCGACCUGUGACGUUAUUUCCUUCUUUGGUUGGAAAUCUAGACUUACUACGUGAGAGAGUCUGCAUGGUGUCUGUAAAUAUUGUUGGUUACAUUUAAAAGAAAAAAGCUUAAGAAAAAAAAGAACAAGAUUUAUUUUGUAUGGUGCAGGUGUGUUUUAAAUUCUGUUUUGUACACAUAAAAAGUAUUCAAUGACACUUUUAUAGGAGCCUGCUUCGGCCAACCUUCACAAAAUAUGGUGCAAUAAAGUGCUUUGAUUGGUAAAAACUGUGAUUUUCGUUCAAUGUAGAUGCAAAUCUACUGACUUAACUACGAGAUGUUGUAUCCUCGAAGAGACACCCUAAAAUAGAUUUUCAAACGCAUU
This is a messenger RNA of Sardina pilchardus (European sardine), 7759 nucleotides long. RefSeq names its product disco-interacting protein 2 homolog Ca (gene dip2ca). The coding region runs from base 242 to 4936 and encodes 1564 amino acids. The record is from RefSeq and is a predicted model, not a curated record. NCBI's taxonomy places the organism in Eukaryota, Metazoa, Chordata, Actinopteri, Clupeiformes, Clupeidae. The transcript is spliced from 38 exons.